CUUGAUGGCCCCGCAGGAUGCUUCCCUGCGGGCUCGGCUGUUUUGUUCUCUUGUAAAACCCUCGCUGUUAUCUUCGACCUUGGCGGGAUCUCGGAUCCAAACUCUAGCUUGCUUCCUCCGAUCUAUCUGCUUCUAGGGUUUUUGAUUUCGUGUUGAGGCAUGGAUUCCCCUGUGGCGCUUUUCAAUCACCUCAAGGCUUCAGAUCCUUUUUUCUUACUAGCGGGACCCAAUGUUAUUGAAUCUGAGGAGCAUGUUCUGAAAAUGGCGAAGCAUAUUAAAAGCAUUACAUCUAAGCUUGGCAUACCACUGGUUUUCAAAUCCAGCUUUGACAAAGCAAAUCGUACUUCCUCAAAAUCAUUUCGUGGUCCGGGUUUGGAAGAAGGCUUAAAGAUCCUUGAGAAGGUUAAAAUCACAUAUGACCUUCCCAUUGUCACAGACGUUCAUGAGAGUCACCAGUGUGAAGCUGUUGGGAGAGUUGCCGAUAUUAUUCAAAUUCCAGCUUUCCUUUGCCGCCAGACUGAUCUUCUAGUUGCUGCUGCGAAAACAGGGAAAAUUAUCAAUAUUAAGAAAGGACAGUUUUGUGCUCCUUCAGUUAUGGUAAAUUCUGCUGAAAAGGUGAGACUUGCCGGAAACCAAAAUGUUAUGGUCUGUGAGCGAGGGACCAUGUUUGGCUAUAAUGAUUUAAUUGUUGAUCCACGCAACUUUGAAUGGAUGAGGGAAGCAAACUGUCCUGUGGUUGCAGAUGUUACACACUCACUGCAACAACCUGCUGGGAAGAAGUUGGAAGGUGGAGGUGUUGCAAGUGGAGGUUUGCGUGAGCUAAUUCCAUGUAUUGCGAGAACAUCUGUUGCAGUAGGAGUUGAUGGAAUAUUCAUGGAGGUACAUGAUGAUCCUCUAAACGCCCCAGUCGAUGGCCCCACACAAUGGCCUUUGCGCCAUUUGGAAGAGUUGCUGGAAGAGCUCAUAGCAAUAGCUAGGGUAAGCAAGGGAAAGAAACCAUUGAAGAUCGAUUUGACUCCAUUUCGUGAUUAAUGCUUGAUAUCGAUGUUGAUCAACCUAUCGUUAAGGUGACGCGGAGUUUUGCACUUCUCAGCCCUUGCCUGUAUGUUCUUAUUUUGCAUGUCAGUUAUGUUAUUCUUGUGUGCUAGUCUAUUCGCUUCAGUUGAUAUUCAGUACCAUUUUGGGAUCUCCAUUUCUUUUAUUUUCGGCAAUUUGAGCAUGUGUUUGUUUGU
Dioscorea cayenensis subsp. rotundata (Guinea yam) is the source of this 1232-nucleotide messenger RNA. Its product is annotated as 2-dehydro-3-deoxyphosphooctonate aldolase. The record is from RefSeq and is a predicted model, not a curated record. Gene Ontology annotation, cellular component: cytosol; cytoplasm. The transcript has 14 exons. Gene Ontology annotation, biological process: monosaccharide biosynthetic process. Bases 160 to 1032 code for a protein of 290 amino acids. Gene Ontology annotation, molecular function: 3-deoxy-8-phosphooctulonate synthase activity. Lineage: Eukaryota; Viridiplantae; Streptophyta; Magnoliopsida; Dioscoreales; Dioscoreaceae.